Rhinocladiella mackenziei CBS 650.93 is the source of this 663-nucleotide messenger RNA. RefSeq lists its product as uncharacterized. Lineage: Eukaryota; Fungi; Ascomycota; Eurotiomycetes; Chaetothyriales; Herpotrichiellaceae. The record is from RefSeq and is a predicted model, not a curated record. The transcript is spliced from 3 exons. The coding region runs from base 1 to 663 and encodes 220 amino acids.
AUGAAAUCCCUCGCGGUCGGUCUCAUUGCUCUGGCUUUGGCCAUUCCUGCUCUCACUCAAGAUAUCACGAGCCUGCCGCAAUGCGCUCAACAACCAAUUCUAGAAGCUAUCAGCGCGUCUGGUUGCCCUCUUACCGAUAUCGCGUGCAUCUGUGACAAUGACAACUUCAUCAAUGGUUUGGUGCAGUUGAUUCCAACACUUUGCAACCCUGACGAAGUAGCCGUGACCAGCGAGUUCGCGGUCACGCUCUGCAGCGCCUACGGGGUGCAGCUGGAUCUGCCUACAUCGGCCACGGAGGGGCUCGCCUCGUCGACUGCUGUCUCAACUUCCCCAGCCCCAUCGGCCACAACAACCACCACCACCAGCGCCACAGCUGCUACGAGUACAGAGUUUACAAGCUCUGAACCGAUUACGACUGUAGAACCGACCAUGACCAGCGAAACAGCCCCUCCUAGCAUGGAAAGCACCGAGACGACUUCUUUCACUGAGACCACUGCUUCAACAGAGGUCCCAAGCUCUACCGACGCCACCGAGACCACCGAGGCGAGUGCAAGCGAAUCCGGUGCUCCCGCUCAGCAGACAGACAACUCAGCCAUGGCUAACACAGUCGGCGUGUCGAAUUUGUUUGGCGUAGUAGCUGUUUGCAUGUUUGCCGCAAUGUAA